CUAUUAACAAUUCAAUACAACAUUGAUGUAAGCAGUUGAUUAAUUUAUUUCUUAUAAAGUAUAUUUUAAAAUAUAUCUUCGUACAAAUAUAUUUCUUAUAUAGCAACUUGAAUUAUGGUUCACGUCUCUAAAGGGACAUUAAUUACAUGUGAUCAGUCUAUGAAACAAUUUUUAUUACAACUAGAUCAAACCAAUGCACUCGGUAAAAAAUUUAUACUACAAGAAUUAGAUGAUGAACACCUAUUUGUUUCAUCUGAUGUAUUAGAAACCUUAGAGGAUCGUGUUGAUGAAUUGAUGGAUCAACUUACUUUUACACAGAAUUAAUUUUAAUAGUAGUUUGAUUUGGUUUAUGAUUAUUAUUUCAUUUUUUUCAUUACAAACAAUGGCUAAUAAAAUAAGUAUAGGAAGGGAAUCGGGGAGAUUAAAAGAUGCAGAUAAAAAAAAGGUACUUGAUGAAGCAGCAAGAAAUCGUAGAGCACGAAGAGCAUUAGAAAGUUUGGAAAUGGAUAACUUUCAACAAGAUCCACAUGCAGAUA
Molecule: messenger RNA, 536 nt
Organism: Daktulosphaira vitifoliae (grape phylloxera)
Lineage: Eukaryota; Metazoa; Arthropoda; Insecta; Hemiptera; Phylloxeridae
Gene: Tfb5
Product: general transcription factor IIH subunit 5
Exons: 2
Coding region: 115-324 (69 amino acids)
Biological process (GO): transcription initiation at RNA polymerase II promoter; transcription by RNA polymerase II; nucleotide-excision repair, preincision complex assembly
Cellular component (GO): transcription factor TFIIH core complex; transcription factor TFIIH holo complex
Source: RefSeq, a predicted model, not a curated record